Molecule: messenger RNA, 521 nt
Organism: Aspergillus japonicus CBS 114.51
Lineage: Eukaryota; Fungi; Ascomycota; Eurotiomycetes; Eurotiales; Aspergillaceae
Exons: 1
Coding region: 49-453 (134 amino acids)
Source: RefSeq, a predicted model, not a curated record
CUCAUUCGAUAGCGCUCUUUACGACGGAUUGGUGUAGGGUAUAGCCGGAUGACGGAACUUCAGGUUCAUAGCCCUGUCUGCACAAGCCAGCUCGGUCAUGUGUGCACACGGCCCCUGGCGUAUAUUAAGGCAGCGGAGAUUGCUCCAGUUGGCACAUUCAUCCUAGCAACCGUGCAAAUCAUGGCUAUGACCGGAACACAGACGCUCCUUACCCGCCUCACGGCGUUGAGCCCGCAGGUGCCCGAGGAUCCAGCCGUGUCUACGACCGAAACACAGGCCCUCCUCGCCGGUCUCGCGGCGCUACGCCAGCAGGUGCCUGAGGAUGAUGACCUUCGCCGGCAGCUGUCCCAGGCGCUGUCGCAGGCCCUGGUGGCAGUCGAACGGCCAUUGGAGACCGUGCACCGGAUCUCUUUCGCAGUAGGUGCUGCUGCCCCUCCGGAUCACGUUCGUUGACGCUAACACAAACCCAGCCGCUGCAAUUGACGAUGACCAAGGUCGCCAUCGACCUGAACCUCUUCGAG